AGCGGGUCUACGAAAAUGCCCCGUUCGCAUUUCACUAGAAGGCAUUGUCUAGCGAUGACGGGCGGCUUAAUUGCAUUGGCGUUGCUGAUCUUGUGCUUCACACACUCCACGGUUAUCUCCGGCAAGAUCACCGAUCCCGGCACCGAUGAGUCUACGCUUGAGCUGUUGCAUGUGGUUUUCCGACAUGGGCCACGCACACCGGCGGACACAUAUCCAAGGGAUCCCUAUGUAAAUGAAACCUACUAUCCAUUUGGCUGGGGACAAGUAACAAAUAAUGGCAAACGCGAGCUGUUCAACAUUGGAACUUGGCUGCGUAAGCGUUAUGGCAAAUUUCUGGAACCCUACUAUAGUCCCGAUUUGGUGCACGCACAGGCAACGGGCGUGCCACGGACACACAUGACCAUGCAAACGGUUCUGGCCAGCUUCUUCCCCCCGAAGGGCACGUCCAUGGAGUGGAACAGCAAGUACAAUUGGCAGCCCAUUCCAGUUUUCUCCCAGGAGCUGAACGAGGAUACGCUGUUGCUCGUUCGCACGCCCUGUCCGCGCUAUUUCGAGGCCCUGCACGAGGUUUAUGAAAAGCCGGAAGUUAAGGCAGAAAUUGCACCUUAUUUGGAGAUGUACAAGGAGCUGGCAUCCCACACCGGACUCAGUUUUAACGAACCCGAGGAUGUUCAAUCGCUGUAUCUUACAUUACUUGCCGAACAGGAAUGGGGACUGGAUCUGCCCGAUUGGACUAAGAAAUAUUUCCCAGAGAAAAUGCAAUUCCUAACAGAACAAAGCUAUGUGUAUAAUGUGUAUACGCCAGAGAUGCAGAAGAUUAAGGCUGGUCCAUUCCUCAAAAAGAUGUUCGAUGAAAUGCAACAGAAGCGCAAUGAAACCUUGAAGCCCGAUAGACGCAAACUCUUCAUCUACACGGGACACGACUCGACAGUCGUCAACGUGCUGUCUGCCUUGAAGAUCUGGGAACGUCAACUGCCCCGAUACUCGGUCAUGGCGCUUUUCGAGCUGCACAAGAACAAAGAGACCGGCGAAUACUGGGUGGAGAUCUAUUUCCGUAAUAAUCCAAAGGCACCAGCCGAUAAAUUAACUGUGCCUGGCUGUGACUUCCAGUGUCCGUUGGACAAGCUUCUGGAGCUGGCCAAGGAUGUGGUGCUCACGGAAGCAGAUGCCAAUCGAUGCGAUGCCCGAAAUGAACAAUUUACAGAGCCACCACUGCGUGGCCCAUAGAAAAUCAUGGAAAACUGAUGUAAUUUUCAUUUGGAAUCCUACAGGUGCUAAAACUCAGGGAGCUUAAUGUUAGUUAAGUCAACUUUUAGUUUAAGUGUAACAAUACAAACUUAUUAAAGAUCAAAUCCAAAUUGUCA
Messenger RNA from Drosophila innubila, 1364 nucleotides. Its product is annotated as venom acid phosphatase Acph-1. Lineage: Eukaryota; Metazoa; Arthropoda; Insecta; Diptera; Drosophilidae. The transcript is spliced from 5 exons. Gene Ontology annotation, molecular function: phosphatase activity. Bases 16 to 1227 code for a protein of 403 amino acids. Gene Ontology annotation, biological process: dephosphorylation. The record is from RefSeq and is a predicted model, not a curated record.